AUCAUCGUCAGAGAGAAAGAAAGUGAUCUCAAAUCAAUUAAUCCUCAGAAAACGGAAACAACAAAAGAAACAUGUCGGCCUCAUCAUCAUCCACUUCUUCCUUUUCACCGGACCCCCAUCUCUCUCCCUCCGACCAGCUCUGCUAUGUCCAUUGCCAUUUCUGUGACACUGUUCUUGCGGUCAGUGUUCCUUGCACCAGCUUGUUCAAGACCGUCACUGUGAGAUGCGGCCAUUGCACCAACCUUCUGUCUGUGAAUAUGCGUGGCCUUCUUCUUCCUCCUGCCAAUCAGCUUCAUCUCGGACACUCCUUCUUGCCCCCUCAGAAUCUUGUGGAGGAGAUUCGAAAUGCACCGUCUUCAAAUUCAAAUAUGCAGAUGAUGAGCCAUCAUCAUCAACUUCCACACCCAAAUGACUCAGUUGUGAGCACCAUGCGUGGAGGAGGAGGACUUGAGGAAACCCCUAAACCUCCCCCAGCUGCAAACAGACCUCCAGAAAAGAGACAGAGAGUUCCAUCUGCUUACAACCGCUUCAUCAAGGACGAGAUCCAACGCAUCAAAGCUGGGAAUCCUGAUAUAAGCCACAGAGAGGCCUUUAGUGCAGCUGCAAAGAAUUGGGCCCAUUUCCCUCACAUACACUUCGGACUCAUGCCUGAUCAUCAACCCGUGAAGAAAGCCAAUGUGCGCCAGGAAGGAGAAGAGGUGCUUAUGAAAGAAGGAUAUUUGGGUCCCACAAACGUCGGUAUAUCUCCCUUUUAACUAUUAAGCGAUCAGUGUCUGUAAUUGUUAGGGUUUCUGCUGCUAGCUGCUGGUUUGUGAUGAAGAUAUAUAUAAAUAGCUGACUCGUUUGUUGUGUUAUCGUUGUUACUUUGUUUGUUGUAGUGUUAUAUAAUUAAGGUGGUUAUUAUGUUAAAUAUGAGGAGGAUGGACUCUGAUGUGAAUGAAGCCUAGUGACUACUGUAAUUGUUUUGAACAUCCAUGAAGGCUCACGUACGUACGUACGGCUUUCUUUCUUCUGUAGAACUAAUGACGAACGGUGUAAUCUCCCAACAU
Molecule: messenger RNA, 1049 nt
Organism: Neltuma alba
Lineage: Eukaryota; Viridiplantae; Streptophyta; Magnoliopsida; Fabales; Fabaceae
Product: axial regulator YABBY 3
Exons: 7
Coding region: 72-755 (227 amino acids)
Biological process (GO): abaxial cell fate specification; fruit development; regulation of shoot apical meristem development
Cellular component (GO): nucleus
Source: RefSeq, a predicted model, not a curated record